UUCCCGCCAGUCCUGUUUCUCGGAAUGUGGGAAGACACAUCCUUGAAGAACGUGUUCGGAAACUGGGAGCUUUUGGCUAAGAUUCUGAAGGUCGCACUACGCGGCGUUACUUCACUUCACCAAGGGACAACUGGCGGACCAAAGACAAAUGCACAGAGAUGGAACUUCAAACACAUCACAUCAGGAUCUAUUGCAUGGGCUGCCGUCAUUGCAAUUUUUCUGCUAUUGCCUGACACCGAAUUUCAGAAGUCCGGCUUGGGAAAGUCAUCUGGUAUUAACUACAAGGAUCUAUUCUUCCACUACAAGAAGCUCUUGCUCACAAAGUGGGAUAGCCGUCGCAUUCAGACCAUCUUGCAAAACAUCAACCAAGAUGUUUUCGGCUCCGCAAAAUCUUCGGCUUCUGCAGCGAGUCAGGAAGAUCACUCCAGCGAAGUCAUUCGUGCCAUGAACGCACUUGAUAUGGAUAGUGAUAGCGAGUCAGAUGUA
This is a messenger RNA of Suillus clintonianus, 486 nucleotides long. RefSeq lists its product as uncharacterized. The annotation marks the transcript as partial. The transcript is spliced from 3 exons. Lineage: Eukaryota; Fungi; Basidiomycota; Agaricomycetes; Boletales; Suillaceae. The record is from RefSeq and is a predicted model, not a curated record.